This is a messenger RNA of Pan troglodytes (chimpanzee), 1767 nucleotides long. It is a transcript of the gene FAM47C, whose product is annotated as family with sequence similarity 47 member C. Lineage: Eukaryota; Metazoa; Chordata; Mammalia; Primates; Hominidae. Bases 62 to 1621 code for a protein of 519 amino acids. The transcript has a single exon. The record is from RefSeq and is a predicted model, not a curated record.
UAGAGCGUCAGGGAUCUGGAACGGCGGACACUGGAGAGGUGGCACCCCAGCGAGGGCCACCAUGGGCGACCAGAGGCCGCAGGACCGGCCGAGUUCCCCGGGCAUGGACUCCACGCCCUGGUACUGUGACAAACCGCCUUCCAAGUACUUCGCGAAGCGCAAGCACAGGCGCCUGAGGUUCCCGCCUGUGGACACCCAGAACUGGGUAUUUGUGAAGGAGGGCAUGGACGACUCCCGCUACGGCUGUCCGUCUCCCGAAGAUACGCUCGUUUGUCGCCGUGACGAGUUUUUACUCCCCAAAAUAUCUCUCAGAGGUCCCCAAGCUGACCCCAAAAGCAGGAAGAAAAAGCUGCUCAAGAAAGCGGCCCUAUUUUCCGAGCUCUCGCCAGCACAGCCAACACGGAAGGCGUUCGUAGAGGAAGUGGAAGCCCAGCUGAUGGCCAAGCAUCCCUUGGCCAUGUACCCCAAUCUGGGAGAAGAUAUGCCUCCAGAUCUCCUACUACAGGUACUGAAACCGCUGGACCCUGAGAGGAAGCUGGAGGACGCAGGCUCUUGUGAGGGCCAGGAGAAGACAACCGACGAACCCACGGAGCCUGGUAAAUACCCCUGUGGGGAAUUCUCCCCUCGGCCUCCCGAGACUCGGGUGUCCUGUCUCCGCCCGGAGCCUCCCAAGACUCCGGUGUCCAGUCUCCACCCGGAGCCUCCGGAGACUGGAGUGUCCCAUCUCCGCCCAGAGCCUCCCAAGACUCAGGUGUCCAGUCUCCACGUGGAGCCUCCCGAGACUGGAGUGUCCCAUCUCUACCCGGAGCCUUCUGGGACUGGAGUGUCCCAUCUCCACCCAGAGCUUCCCAAGCCUCGGGUGUCCAGUCUCCACCCGGAGCCUCCCAAGACUCAUCGAGUGUCCAGUCUCCGCCUGGAGCCUCCCAAGACUCGUCGGGUGUCCAGUCUCUGCCCGGAGCCUACCAAGACCGGAGCGUCCCAUCUAAAAGAACUGUUUCAGGAAGGUACAUCAAGCACAGUGGAGUGUGUUUCUGACUCUCUUCAACGUAGACACACAUCGAGAAAACUCCGUGACUUCAAGUGGGCUGGAGACCUAGGAGUUGAUGAAGAAUCCAUCAGCAGUUUGUUUGACUUUACCCCUGAGUGCAGAGCAACCUAUCAAGACCAAAAGAAUAAGAAGGCAAACGAGUGUUCCUCAGGGCUGAAGUACAGCAUGGAGCUAGACGAAAUGGAUGAGGUCAAAUUCUUCUCACAGGAAAAAGACUUGGACGGGAAAAUCCAGACUGCACCAAAUUCUCAUAGUGCACAGCAUGUGAAGAUGGGGUAUGGAGCAUGGUACCUCAAGCCUAAGUUGGGGAAAAAGCUAAGAAGUGAUGAACCUUUGAUUGACCCAAAGCUCGUACUUGAAAAGCCUGAUGAACCCGACAUUCUUGACGGUCUUUAUGGACCAAUCGCCUUUAAGGAUUUCAUUCUAAGCAAGGGCUAUGAAAUGCCUGGCAUCAUUCAAAGGCUGUUUGCCAGGAGGGGAUGGACUUACGACUCUGUUAAGACUCCUAUUCAACGUGCAAUGCAAGUUUACAAGUACAAAGAAGACGUCACAGAUGCAUCGGAAGAAGAUUAGAUGGUUUUCAAUUUACUACUUAAUUGGGUAUUUCUUGCUCUCAUUUUAAACAUCAGUCAGAAUUUAUGAUGACUGGCCCCGUGAAUGUACAACAUUGGCAACAUCUGUAAAUUCAAUACCUAAUGUUUAUAAAUAUUUCUUAAUGA